This is a messenger RNA of Xyrauchen texanus (razorback sucker), 3381 nucleotides long. Its product is annotated as phosphatidylinositol-3-phosphatase SAC1-B-like. Gene Ontology annotation, cellular component: endoplasmic reticulum. The transcript is spliced from 20 exons. Gene Ontology annotation, biological process: phosphatidylinositol dephosphorylation. NCBI's taxonomy places the organism in Eukaryota, Metazoa, Chordata, Actinopteri, Cypriniformes, Catostomidae. The coding region runs from base 47 to 1807 and encodes 586 amino acids. Gene Ontology annotation, molecular function: phosphatidylinositol-4-phosphate phosphatase activity. The record is from RefSeq and is a predicted model, not a curated record.
GUGUAGGAGUGACACGUCACGAAGGUCAGCGAGAGCUGAGGGAAAGAUGACGACCACCUACAACACCUUCAGUCUGCACAUUGCCCCUGAGAAGUUCUACAUUGAAGCCUGUGAUGAUGGCGUCACUGAUGUGCUAUCCAUUGACAGGGUGUCCACAGAAAUGACCCUGACAGUGAGGAAGGAUAUUCCUCCAUCAGCAAUAACACGACCAAUAUGUGGAAUCAUGGGAACUAUACGGCUGGUAGCAGGUAUGUAUCUCAUCGUCAUUACCAAGAAAAAGAAAGUGGGUGACCUACUUGGCCAUGCGGUCUGGAAAGCAGUGGACUUUGAUGUUAUUUCCUACAAGAAAACCGUUCUGCAUCUCACUGAUAAUCAGAUGCAGGACAACAAGACCUUCCUGUGCAUGAUCAACAGCGUCCUGAACACAGACGGUUUCUACUUUGCUACUGAUUAUGAUCUGACUCACACUCUCCAGCGACUGUCCAACACCAGCCCUGAGUUUCAGGAAAUGAGUUUACUGGAGCGGGCAGAUCAGAGAUUUGUAUGGAACGGUCAUCUCUUGAGAGAAUUCCUAGCACAGCCUGAGCUACACAAGUUUGUCUACCCUGUUAUUCACGGCUUCAUCAACAUGAAGUCGUGCUGCAUCAAUGGCAAAAUCUUCGACUGGAACAUAAUUUCCAGGAGGAGCUGCUUCAGGGCUGGUGUGCGUUACUAUGUCAGAGGUAUCGACUCUGAGGGUCAUGCUGCUAACUUUGUUGAAACGGAACAGAUUGUUCAGUAUAAUGGAGGAAAAGCUUCAUUUGUUCAGACUCGUGGGUCAAUCCCGUUCUACUGGUCACAGAGACCAAACCUCAAAUACAAACCAAAACCACAGAUCAGCAAGAGUGUCAAUCAUUUGGAUGGUUUCCAGAGGCAUUUUGACUCACAGAUCAUAAUGUAUGGCAAGCAAGUGAUUCUGAACUUGAUAAACCAGAAAGGCUCAGAGAAGCCGUUAGAAAUGGCCUUCGCAAAGAUGGUGGGCAGUCUGAGCAACGGCAUGAUCAAGUACAUCGCGUUUGAUUUUCAUAAGGAAUGCAGCCGGAUGAGGUGGCAUCGCCUGCAGAUACUGGUUGAGAUGGUAGCGGAAAUGCAGGAUGAAUUUGGCUACUUCCUAGUGGAUUCUGAUGGAACUGUUCAGCUGCAACAGGACGGGACUUUCCGAAGCAACUGCAUGGACUGUUUGGAUCGGACUAAUGUGAUUCAGAGUCUGCUGGCGCGGCGCUUGCUGCAGUCGCAGUUAGAGAGAUUGGGAGUUCUUCAUGUGGGCCAGCGGAUUGAAGAACAGGCAGAUUUUGAAAAAAUAUACAAGAAUGCUUGGGCAGACAAUGCCAAUGCAUGUGCCAAACAGUAUGCGGGCACAGGAGCCCUAAAGACAGAUUUCACAAGGACAGGAAAGAGAACCCAUUGGGGUCUGCUGAUAGAUGGAUGGAACUCCAUGAUCAGAUACUACAAGAACAACUUCUCAGAUGGCUUCAGACAGGACUCCAUUGAUUUGUUCCUGGGGAAUUAUGCCGUAGAGGAGGCGGAUAUAAACACUUCUCUACAUGAACCCAAGGACUGGAAGUUCCUCACGUUGCCGAUCAUCAUGGUUGUGGCUUUCUCAAUGUGUAUAAUCUGUCUGCUGAUGGCAGGCGACACCUGGACGGAGACAUUAGCGUACGUGUUGUUCUGGGGCACGGCGAGCAUCGUGACCGGUGGAGUCAUCCUCUUCAAUGGCCGCGACUUUGUAGAUGCGCCUAAACUGGUGCAGAAAGAGAAGAUGGACUGAACGUGUGUGUGUGGAAAGCAGCUAGGUCCUGCCGAGUCUUCAUCCUCCUCAUCCUCAGUGCUGUCUUACUCUCAGCUUAAUCGCGCUUGGAGCCUGUACUGACGCCACAUGGCGAAGAGGAGGGGUGAUGAAGGGGGCGGGGCGGGGCCAGGGCAGUGUGUGAGCAAACGUACACGGACGGACUCGAUGCGUCACACACCUGCUGCUCUCCACACGGUUGUUGUAUCAUAGGGGACCAGCUCCUAUCUUCACCUCAGAUAUCCCAUAAUUCCAUCCUCACAUGGGCAGCUUUACGAAUCCAUCACUGGUAUUUCACUCAAGCACCUUAGUCUAUCAUGCAUUUCAUAAAUGGACUCCGAAAACACCCACUUGUACAGUUUCCACGAGGUUUACGCCCCCCAAUGUGUCGCAGCUCUCUGGCUGUUUGUAUGAAACUAAACGUCUUUGUAUUGUAUCUGCCAUUAGUGCCGAUACUUUUGCACUGCAAAUUGUAAUUUUUUUUUAAUCUGUAUUUUUUUUCUUGCUUUUAAAAAUAUGUAAAUGUCCUUCAAACAAAAUUAUGAAGUGAAAUUUCGUAAAAUAAUGACUUUUCAGAAAAAAACAUUUGUUUUUGUUAAUUGUAAAUUUUUCUUACUCCAUUGGUAAAAACGUUUUUGUUUGUUUUAAGCAUAAAUCUAACUUCAUUUAGGUUUAUUCUUUAAACAACACAAACUAUUUACCAAUGAGAUUUCAGUGUGGGAGGGGCUACCCACAGAAAUAGUGAUCGAUGAAUAUGAAAAACGAUGAAAAUGAAAAUCGCUAUUGUACAGAGCCCUGUAGAGGACAGGGAGGUAAUUUAUUUUCUAAAAUAAUUUUGUGUUCCCUCAAAUUUAUUUUGGCCUUACCAUAAAGCUAUUGCUAGAGAAUGCAAACUAUUGCGGGGAAAUGCAAAACAAUUUCGGGGAAACGCAAAACUAUUGCGAGGAAACGCAAAACUAUUUUGGGAAACGCAAAACUACUGCGGGGAAACGCAAAACUAUUUUGGGAAACGCAAAACUAUUGCGGGAAACGCAAAACUAUUGCGAGGAAACGCAAAACUAUUUUGGGAAACGCAAAACUAUUGCGAGGAAACGCAAAACUAUUUUGGGAAACGCAAAACUAUUGCGGGGAAACGCAAAACUAUUGCGGGGAAACGCAAAACUAUUGCGAGGAAACGCAAAACUAUUUUGGGAAACGCAAAACUACUGCGGGGAAACGCAAAACUAUUGCGGGGAAACGCAAAACUAUUGCGAGGAAACGCAAAACUAUUUUGGGAAACGCAAAACUAUUUUGGGAAACGCAAAUCUAUUGCGGGGAAACGCAAAACUAUUGCGAGGAAACGCAAAACUAUUGCGAGGAAACGCAAAACUAUUUUGGGAAACGCAAAACUAUUGCGAGGAAACGCAAAACUAUUGCGGGGAAACGCAAAACUAUUGCGGCGAAACGCAAAACUAUUUUGGGAAACGCAAAACUAUUGCGAGGAAACGCAAAACUAUUGUGGGAAACGCAAAACUAUUGCGGCGAAACGCAAAACUAUUUUGGGAAACGCAAAACUA